Messenger RNA from Bicyclus anynana (squinting bush brown), 3959 nucleotides. Its product is annotated as xanthine dehydrogenase-like. The record is from RefSeq and is a predicted model, not a curated record. The coding region runs from base 1 to 3858 and encodes 1285 amino acids. The transcript is spliced from 16 exons. Gene Ontology annotation, molecular function: oxidoreductase activity; 2 iron, 2 sulfur cluster binding; FAD binding. NCBI's taxonomy places the organism in Eukaryota, Metazoa, Arthropoda, Insecta, Lepidoptera, Nymphalidae.
AUGGCUGAAAUAGUUUUCAAAAUUAAUGGGAAAGAACAUAAAGUGGAUGGAAAAUUCAGUCCAGAUGUAACCCUCGUCGAGUACAUAAGGAAUGUAGCGCACCUUCGCGGAACCAAGUUCAUGUGUCGGGAAGGAGGCUGCGGCGCUUGUGUGGUCAACAUACGAACAGCUCAACCCCCAAGCAACGAGAUCAAAACGUUUGCUGUAAACUCUUGCUUGGUUUCGAUUUUAUCAUGUCACGAAUGGGAUGUGACAACCAUAGAAGGCAUUGGUAGCGAAAGGACCGGAUACCAUGAGAUCCAAAGAAGGCUCGCCCGAUUUAAUGGUACUCAGUGUGGUUACUGUUCACCAGGCUUUGUGAUGAGCAUGUACAGUGUCUACAUGUCCAAAAAUAAAAAUAUAACAACUAAGGAAGUGGAGAAUUCAUUUGCAAGUAACAUUUGUCGGUGUACUGGUUAUCGACCAAUAGCUGAAGCUUUCAAAUCGUUUGCUAUGGAUGCUGAUGAAGCAUUACGUGAUAUAGUUAUAGAUUUAGAAGAUUUACAUUCAUUAAAAUCCUGUACAAGAGAUUGUUUAAAAGAAUAUUCCGAUAAAAAGUGCUCAACUAAAGAUAAACAGAACAAGAACAGUGAUAAACUUAAACUCAAAGAUAAUAAUUGGUGCAUAAUAGAAAAUUUAAGAAAUGAGACAUUUAUGGUUCAAAGUGCGUUAUAUAAAUGGGUGAAAGCAUAUUCUCUAGCUGAUGUCUUUAAAGCAAUACAAAGUGAUGAUAACUACAAAUUGAUUGCGGGAAAUACUGGACAAGGUGUAAACCAACUUGGUGAUUACCCAACUACCGUUAUAGAUAUAUUUAGUGUAUAUGAACUGAAAGAACAUGUGUUGGAUGUCAAUUUAAUACUUGGAGCAGGUAUAUCUUUGUCAGAAUUAAUGGAAAUUUUUGGUCACAUUUCUGCAUCAAAUGAUGGAUUUAAAUAUCUACAAGAACUAUAUAAUCAUUUAGAUUUAGUAGCUCAUAUGCCAGUCCGAAAUAUUGGGACAAUAGGUGGAAACCUGAUGCUUAAACAUAUUAAUAAUGAUUUUCAAUCAGAUUUGUUUCUAUUAUUUGAAACUGUUGGAGGAUUAAUCACAAUAGCUGAAGAAGUAGGAAAAAACACAACGAUGGCGCUUCCUGAAUUUUUAAAGUUUGAUAUGAAUAGAAAAAUUAUUGUAAACGUCAUACUUCCACCUUUAUCUCAGUGUUGCUCUCUUAAAACCUACAAGAUUAUGCCAAGAGCUCAAAAUUCUCAUGCAAUUGUCAAUGCUGGAUUUUUGUUCAAAUUCCAUCACAACUCUCAGCUUCUCGAAAGUGCUACCUUAGUUUAUGGAGGAAUAUCAAAAAUUUUCAUACAUGCUUCUACAACUGAGGCAAUGUUAAUUGGCAGAGAUCCUUUUACUAAUGAGACAUUGCAGUUAGUUCUAAAGAGUCUACAAGAAGAGAUACUGCCUAUCGAAAAUCCACCAGAACCUUCGGCUGAAUACAGAAAAAUGCUUGCUAUUAGUCUUUACUACAAAGCAAUUCUUUACCUUUGUCCUGAUGAUAAAAUUAAUCCUACAUACCGAUCAGGCUGGAAGGUAUUCAAAAGAGAAACCUCAAAAGGAAGUCAAAGCUUUGAAACUGAUGAAAGUUUAUGGCCUUUAAAUCAACCUGUGUCAAAGUUAGAAGCUUUGGUGCAAUGUGCUGGUGAGGCCGAAUAUUCAAACGACAUCCCUGCAAUGAGCGAAGAAGUAUUUGCUGCAUUUGUUACUGCUGAUGUAAAUCCUGGAAGUAUCAUUAGUGGUUUUGAUACCAAACAAGCAUUUAAUAUUUCUGGAGUAUCAGGUUUUUAUACUGCGAAGGAUAUUCCAGGAAACAAUACCUUCACACCAUCGAAAAUCCCAAUUAUGGACGUGGAUGAGGAAAUUCUAUGUUCAAAAGAAGUAAUGUACUAUGGACAACCAACUGGAAUUAUUAUUGCUGACAGAGAAUUGACUGCGCAAAAAGCUGCCAAGCUGGUAAAAAUAUUAUACUCUUAUGAAAGUACUAAGAAACCAUUGUUGACAAUAGAUAGUGUACUUGAAUCUCCAGAAAUGAACAACAGAAUUACUAAUAAUCAAGUAAUUGACCCAACUGACGCUGGAAAUGAUGUCAAACAUGUGUUAAGUGGAGAAUUAAAAUUAAAAGGUCAAUAUCAUCAUUACAUGGAACUUCAAACAGCUGUUGCAGUCCCUACAGAAGACGGAUUAGAUGUAUAUUCGUCAUGUCAAUGGUUAGAUUUGACUAGUGUGGCUAUAGCUGAAUGUCUUAACCUUCCAGUAAACAGAAUUAACGUAAUAGUCCGUAGACUGGGAGGUGGAUAUGGAGGUAAAAUAUCACGACCAUCACAAAUAGCGUGCUCAGCAGCUUUAGUUGCAUAUUUAGAGAGAAAAACUUGUAGAUUUGUAGUACCAUUAAUAACCAAUAUGAAAUCCGUUGGCAAAAGGUUACCGUUAAAUAGCAAUUUCGAGGUAGGCGUCAAUGAUGACGGCCUUAUUCAGUAUCUAAAAACGACCUUUCAUCAAGACCACGGCUAUUCCUUCAAUGAAAACAUAUCAGCACGGACAAUCGCACACUUUUACAGUUGCUACGACCCAAAGCGAUGGCAGAUUGAAUCUAAUAGCAUUAUCACUGAUACAGCAUCUAACACGUUUUGUAGGUCACCAUCAUCCACAGAAGGAAUCGCAAUGAUAGAAAAUAUAAUGGAAUACAUAGCAUACAAUAUUGGAAAGGACCCUAUACAGGUUCGCCUUUUAAAUAUGGAAGCAGAAAAUAACCCGUUCCCCGAUAUGAUAAAUCAAUUGAAGAAUGAUUGUGAAUACGAUAAACGAAAUGAAGAAGUGAUUUCAUUCAAUGAACAAAACAGAUGGAUGAAAAGGGCUUUGAAAUUAAUGCCAAUGACAUUUGAAAUUUAUUACUUUGGGAAUUAUAAUUCAGUCGUGUCAAUUUAUCACGCAGAUGCUUCGGUGGUCAUUUGUCAUGGUGGCAUAGCUAUGGGACAAGGGUUGAACACAAAAGUAGCUCAAGUAUGCGCUUAUGUACUAGGUGUACCAUUGGACAAAAUAAGAAUAAAACCUAGUACAAGUUUAAUCUCACCUAACGCAAUGGUAACUGGUGCAAGUAUUGGCAGUGAGUGUGUUGCGUUUGCUACAAAGAAAGCUUGUGAAAUUAUUCUAGAUAGAUUAAAUCCUAUUAAAGCUAAAGGGUCAUAUACUUGGGAGGAACUUAUAACUAAAGCAUAUGAAGAUGGUGUUGAUUUACAAGCUACGUAUAUGUAUUCUUCUAAAGAUGAAUUAAAACCAUAUAAUGUGUAUGCUGUGUGUGCUUUAGAAGUUGAAGUUGACAUGUUAACUGGUAAUCAUGACGUCAGAAGAGUUGACAUACUAGAAGACACCGGAAGAAGCUUAAGUCCUAUGAUUGAUGUGGGCCAGAUCGAAGGAGCAUUCGUGAUGGGCCUCGGGUAUUGGACGUCAGAGAACCUGGUCUACGACGAGUCUACAGGGGAACUGCUGACAAAUCGAACCUGGACGUACAAACCUCCGGGGAUUAAGGACAUUCCUGCUGACAUGAGAAUUUACUUCCGGAGGAACGCUGGCAAUGAGCACGGGUUACUUCAAUCUAAAGCUACAGGAGAGCCAGCGUUUUGUCUGGCCACAAUAAUCCUGCACGCGUUUCGCGAGGCCGUCCGAUCUGCGCGGCUGGACGCAGGCUACCCGGACCAGUGGCUGGAUAUAGGUAUACCUUGCACAGCGGAGAAUAUUUUCAUGGCGGUUGAACACAAAGUAGAACAUUUCCUCCUAAUGUAACUGAACCCUCACGAAUAAAUAAAAUAAUAAAACAAAAUAAUUUAAAGUUAUAUAAAAUUAAUAUAAAUUUAUGAUAAUAUUUUUUAAUCAACAAGAAAUAU